Tachysurus fulvidraco (yellow catfish) is the source of this 709-nucleotide messenger RNA. Its product is annotated as polymeric immunoglobulin receptor-like. The record is from RefSeq and is a predicted model, not a curated record. The coding region runs from base 131 to 709 and encodes 192 amino acids. Lineage: Eukaryota; Metazoa; Chordata; Actinopteri; Siluriformes; Bagridae. The transcript has 4 exons.
CACACACACACAUACACACACACACACACACACAGCACACACACACACACACACACAGCAGUGAGAGGACAUUAUCUUUCAUUCUUAAACACAUUUGAAGAAUCUUGAGAUUCUAUCAGUUCUCUGUGAGAUGAAGAAAAGUUUCAGCACCUGUUUCCUCCUGCUGGCUGCGUCAGUCCUGGGUGUCAUGCUGAAUGAUGUUGUCUAUGACAAAGGAAGUGAAGGCGAGUCUGCGGUCAUCAACUGUUCUUACGCUGCACAAUAUAAAACCUCUCACAAAUAUUUCUGUAAAGGAAUUCAGGAAGACUGUAAGACUCUUAUAAAAAGUGAUGGACAGAAUGAGUGGACGCUGGAAGGAAGACUGUCUCUGCAUGACAACAAAGAGAAAAAUAUUUUUGUGGUGAACAUCAAUAACCUGAGUUCUGAGGAUUCAGGACGAUACGGCUGUGGAGUGGAAAUAACAGGACAGGACCUGAUUACUGUAGUUCAUCUGACUGUGAUGAAGGAAAGACACAUUACAGCAGCAACAUAUAGAUCAGAAAGUGUGACAGAGACGACAGGAAGUUCUACUCGGCCCAGAGAGUCUCAGACACUUUCAGGCAUCUAUUCCUACAUUAGAUGGACUUUUGGUGGAAUCCUGCUGGUGUUGUUAGUCAUUUUCUGUGUCUUCGAAUUCAGUGUAGUUCAAAGCAGUGCAGGUACAAUAUAA